ACAUCCUGUUGGCUACUCCUUCGUCAAUACCCUCCAAUUUCUCUCACUACCCAACACUUCUAAACAAGGUGUGAGAAGGCACCACUGCAAAAAAGAGGUUAAAGAAGAUAUGCUUUACUGCUCCAGAAACGGAAACAAGAGGCUUAUAUAGACCCCAGACUUGGUUUGAUUUACUAUGAAGCCAUGAUUUGCUGCCGCAAAGUUAACAUCAACACCUUGACUCUUGUGGUGAUCCUGCAGGGGACAGCAGCGGUGCUGUUCUAUGGCUGGUACAUCAGGAACUCAUUCCAUCACUCUGCUUCCCCUAAAGGCAAAGUCCACAUUCUGCUGCUGUCGUCAUGGCGAUCAGGUUCAUCCUUCCUGGGUCAGGUUUUCAGUCAGCACCCGUCUGUUUUUUAUCUCAUGGAGCCCGGUUGGCACGUGUGGACCAAAAAUCAUAAAUCUGGUGCAAAAGUUCUGAGAACAACCGUGAGGGAUCUUCUGUGGAGUUUAUACAAGUGUGACUUCUCAGUGAUGAAUGCAUAUCUACCAGGAAACCCUCUUUCAUCCUCAUUGUUCAUGUGGACUUGGAGUCAAGCACUGUGCUCGCCACCGGCCUGUCCCUUCAAAACAGCCAAUGAGAGUCAAUGCCGACAAGUAUGUCACGCUCAAAGCUUGAGCAAAGCACAGGAAGCCUGCCAGACAUACAGUCAUGUGGUUUUAAAAGAAACUCGUUUCUUUGAGCUGGAAUCCAUUUAUCCCCUUCUACAAGACCCUGUCCUGAACCUCCAUGUGGUUCAUCUCGUCCGGGACCCUCGGGCAGUUAUGCGAUCCAGGGACGAGUCGGCCUAUAUACUCCAUACAGACAGUGCCAUAGUGCUGGAGCAGAGAAAUGUGUCUUCUGCUGAGAGGCAGUACGAGGUCCUACGAGAAAUCUGCCGGAGUCACCUGAACAUUUAUGAGAGAGGGCUGCUAAACCCACCUCCAUUUCUGGAGGGUCGCUACAAGUUGGUCCGCUUUGAAGAUGUGGCACAAAACCCACUGACAGAAAUAAAUGACAUUUAUAAUUUUGUAGGUUUAAAGAUGACCCCUGAGGUGAAAGAAUGGAUCUACAAGAUGACUCAGGGAAAAGGGAAAGGUGGUUGGAACGAAGCUUUUAAAAUUACCUCCAGGAAUGCAGCUGAAGUUUCUGAGGCUUGGCGCACUGAGCUCCAGCACAUUAAGGUAAAAAAAAUUCAGGAAGUGUGUAAAGCAGCCAUGUUGCUGCUUGGAUACAAGACAGUUAACAGUGAAGGAGAGCAGAAAAGACUCAAUAUGAAGCUUUUAGUGCCAGGAGAACCAUGAAUUUAACUGAAACCUGUAGG
Molecule: messenger RNA, 1343 nt
Organism: Cyprinodon variegatus (sheepshead minnow)
Lineage: Eukaryota; Metazoa; Chordata; Actinopteri; Cyprinodontiformes; Cyprinodontidae
Product: carbohydrate sulfotransferase 6-like
Exons: 2
Coding region: 184-1323 (379 amino acids)
Biological process (GO): N-acetylglucosamine metabolic process; sulfur compound metabolic process; carbohydrate metabolic process
Cellular component (GO): Golgi membrane
Molecular function (GO): N-acetylglucosamine 6-O-sulfotransferase activity
Source: RefSeq, a predicted model, not a curated record